Messenger RNA from Hippocampus zosterae (dwarf seahorse), 1558 nucleotides. Its product is annotated as potassium voltage-gated channel subfamily A member 7-like. NCBI's taxonomy places the organism in Eukaryota, Metazoa, Chordata, Actinopteri, Syngnathiformes, Syngnathidae. Gene Ontology annotation, molecular function: delayed rectifier potassium channel activity; protein binding. Gene Ontology annotation, cellular component: membrane; voltage-gated potassium channel complex. Gene Ontology annotation, biological process: potassium ion transmembrane transport; protein homooligomerization. The record is from RefSeq and is a predicted model, not a curated record. Bases 25 to 1518 code for a protein of 497 amino acids. The transcript is spliced from 2 exons.
CCGACCCCGGGGACACCGAAGGCAAUGCACAAAGACAGCAAAAAGCAGCCGGGCGGCGUGGAAAGAGCUGCGGCGGAGAUGAAAAAAGCAGACGGCGAGAAGAGGACGCGGCGGGGCUGGGCGCUGAGCGAGAGACUAGCCAUCAACGUCUCUGGGAUGCGCUACGAAACCCAACUUCGCACCUUAGCCCAGUUCCCGGACUCCCUGCUGGGCGACCCCCAGAGAAGGUGGCCCUACUUUGACCCCGUGCGAAAGGAGCUCUUCUUGGACCGCAACCGGGCCUGCUUUGACGCCAUCCUCUACUUUUACCAGUCAGGCGGCAGACUUCGGAGGCCCGCCAACAUCCCCCUGGACAUCUUCAUGGACGAGCUGCGCUUCUACGAGCUGGGAGAGGACGUCGUGAACCGCUUCAAGGACGACGAAGGCUUUUCCAAAGAGGAAGAGAGGCCCUUGCCCUCCAAUCCAAUGCAGAAAAAACUGUGGAUGCUGUUUGAGCACCCGGAGUCGUCGUCGGCCGCUCGCAUCGUCGCCAUCGUCAGCGUGGUGGUCAUCGUGGUGUCCAUCCUCAUCUUCUGCCUGGAGACGCUGCCGGACUUCCGCCUUGAGAAAGAGACGACGCAGGACUACUUUCCCAGGCACCGCCCCCAAGGAAAGAACACGUCGGGCACGGCGGCGCCGCCGCCCCACGUCUUCCACGACCCCUUCUUCGUGGUGGAAACCGUGUGCAUCUUCUGGUUCUCCUUUGAGCUCAUCGUGCGCUUCGCCUGCUGUCCCAGCAAGAUGGGCUUCUUCAAAGACGUGAUGAACAUCAUCGACUUUAGCGCCAUUUUGCCCUAUUUCGUCACUCUGGGGACGGAGCUGGCCAAGGAAAGCGAAAGCAGCCCGGCCACCUCCUUGGCCAUCAUCCGAGUCAUCCGGCUGGUGCGCGUCUUCCGCAUCUUCAAGCUGUCUCGUCACUCCAAAGGUCUCCAGAUCCUGGGUCAAACGCUGAGGGCCAGCAUGCGCGAGCUGGGCCUGCUCAUUUUUUUCCUUUUCAUCGGCGUCAUCCUUUUCUCCAGCGCCAUCUACUUCGCCGAGGCCGACCACGACGACACGGCCUUCGUCAGCAUACCGCACGCUUUCUGGUGGGCUGUGGUCACCAUGACCACGGUGGGCUACGGAGACAUGCACCCGGAGACGGUGUGGGGCAAACUGGUGGGCUCCAUGUGCGCCAUCGCCGGCGUGCUCACCAUUUCGCUACCGGUGCCCGUCAUCGUGUCCAACUUCAGCUACUUCUACCGCCGGGAGACGGAAUGCGAGGAUCGAUCCCAUUACGAGCGUAUCGCCAGCUUGCCUCGGGAGGACGAGGACCCGGGGGGGGAAGAGGCGCAAGAGGGCAACCUGGAUCCCGAGGGGGAUUAUUAUGCUGUCGGGGGCGCCUAUGAUCAUCUCAAUGGGACUCUGAUGGGUGACGAGGGGCGGAGUGCUGAAUUCGAAGGAAAUGCGCAUCCGAGGGAACCGCUGGUCACCCAGGUGUGAAAAGGAGGUUCUUCCAGACAUCUCCUCCACCCCUCAAAAA